AGAUUAAAACACCAGAUAUGCUCCAGUCUUUACUACAACCAAGAGAUAAUCAACGGUUGGCCGUCCGGCAUGAACGGCGGCGGAACGAGAAGCGGGGUGGGGGUGGAGGCCGCCGCCCUUCCCAGCUGCCCCUCCAGCUGGGACAGCCUUCUCAUGGAGACCCUACACCGUCUCCGGACCACCACCGAUUCAGGAAUGAGCUGUAUUUUUGCGGACGUUUUUCGCAGGUGGCAGCCCUGCACGCUGUAGUCGGCUCUUUGCUACUUGGCGUCGUUGUGCUGGUGGUAGGGCUGGUGCAGUUGUCCCCGGGAGCUGAAGCCGCACAGCAUCGCUUUUACCUGAUGGGGGCUGGCGGCGCGCUCUUCGGCGCUGGCGUGAUCGGCGCUAUCCUUAGAUGCAUAUGCAUUCAUUGGUACAACAAAAAAUACCGCGAGGAAGCCGAAGAGGAAGAGGAGAGAGAACACGCUCCAGCCCACAACAACGGAGUUAGCACGGUCGAGAGCGGCCACGGCCACGGCCACGACCACAAACCGGACCACAAGCAUGACAAAUCCCACGACCACAAGAAUGAGAAAGACAAACCGAAACUGAAGGCACAGCCGAGCAUGGGACGAGAAGCCGAUUUGAUCAAGCAACCAUCAGCUACAAGUGACACUUAAGCUAAGUCUUGACCAGUAACUUAGUGUAAUUUAAAAUAAACGUUCGUAUUAUGCCGCUGUUCCGUUUAUUUAAGGGUGAAUGCGGUUGGCCUUCUUUUCAUUUCAAUCGUGUUUAGUAUGUUUAGGAAAACAUCCCUUUUCCAUUUCAACAGUAUGGACGUUGCAUUAACCCUUUGUUAAACUCACUUCCAUAAUAGCUGCUUUUAGGAAAUUAUAUGACUAUGCUCGAUUGAUUUUAUCUUAUCCCAAUGUAGUAUAUUUUAUGUUACUUAACGUACUCCAAUUUAUAUUCGUAUUCGGGUCGGAGGUCCAUUGGUACGUUUUGAAAUCUGCCUUUGUCUUGUGAGUUAUAAAGAUUGCGAGCUGGUCCUUCAGAACGCAACGGUGGACCUCCAGUAUAAGAAUUUUGUAUGUAAUAUUGUGUGUAUUACAUGUUCUCUUAGAUACAAGAGCUUUCUUCAAAGAUUUUUCUUCCACCUUUCCUUCGUUCCGCUUCGGUUUUCAACUAUUUUCAAGAUGACUCUGACUUUCUUUACACUUAUUAGUAUACUUCCUCACUGGUCACUCCCGUUCAUUCCAUCUGCUUCUAACACUACAUAUCAAAAGCCUAUAAAUAUGACGUAUCCGUUGUUGUCCAUGUUUCUAGUUUCUUUACGCUCGUUAUACUUUCUCAUUUGUCACUAUCUCUGUCCAACUAAUUCUUUCCUUCCGUAUUAGGUGUUAAAAAAAUUCGAGAUUACGGAAUGCUUGGACGUCAGGGUUUCAGAAACUUCAAGGUUAUUCAUCAGGACUAUAGUGUCCGUGGUUACCCAAUGUUAAACACGAUAAAUGGUAAGAUAAAAUUGUUAUAUAAUUAUCUGUGUUGGUUGAGAUUCGACGAAUAUUCAUCAUGUUAAAAACCAAUUGUUCAUUACUUGCGUUUAUUUAAUUUUUCACCUUAUAUUGUUUAGUAUUGUGACACAUUUUUGGAACUAACGAAGGCCACCGCGAUGUGUGAUUGUAUCGAGCGGUUCGAACGCGCGUUUGACAUUGUAUGAGUCUGGUGCAUGCAACAAUGUAUGAAAAAACAUGCAGACAUAUGUAUAUCGUACUUCGCGUAUUUAGUUUAAGAAAUACUCCUUCCAAUCGGUUCAUGUAAUCCAUUCAAGUCCCAUUGUAUAUAAAACAAAGCUCAUUAUAUAUUUUAUAUGUAUAAAACAGAGUUAUUUACAUAUCAUUUUAAUUAGGUCCUACCCUUAAUAUCAUUCGGUGAAUUGUUUUCAUAUGAACGUGGUUAUUUGAUCACUUAUUACAUGGUUCAUUCAUUAUCAGAGAUCGGUAGUCAGAUUAUAUUUGCCUAAACUUGAAAGAAGUAAUAUAUACGUAUAGAGUGUAGAGCUCGAAAUUAUUGUAUUUUGUUCUAUAUUUUUAAAAGUAACUGACAAAUAUUUUACGACUCAUAUUUCGUGGAACGCUAAAAUAAGGUUUAAUUAUAAUGACAACGUUUAGUAACCACUCCGGCCACAUAUACCAGAACGUUUCAGCAGAAAAGGCGAUUGGAGUUAUUCUUUUUCGAAUUCAACGUUCUGGUAUAUGUGGUUAGUGGUCCUAUGAACGUUAUUAUCAGGAUUUAGCCAUUUCUCAGCGUUUCUCUAAAUAUGUUAAUGAAUGCAUUUUGUUUUGAUUUUUUAUUAAUUCCGUGAAUUGCUUCCACAAUGUUUUGGAAUAUACUCUUCCUAUACCAAUCUCUCUUCAUUACAAUUGUUUGUAAAUUUUCGUCAAAUUAUUUUAUAUACCUAUUAAGGUUUAGAUUUUGAAAACUUUACAAUUUUAAUCCCAAUUUCUAUUUGCUUUUAAAGUGUAUAAAAUUCGGUGUUAAUGAUGAAAAUUUAUCAGUCAAUGGACCACAGUAAACAGAGGAGCGAUAUAAAUCAUUUAAAAAAGCAAAUCGGUUUAUAAAAAUCAAGUUAAAGUAUAUCUUUAUAAGCCUGACCGUCCGCAGAACAGAAGGUAUUUAUUAAAUGAGUAUGUACUAUCGAAAUAUAUAUCUAUAGGAGUAAACAGGUUGCGAGGCAAGGGGUCGCAAUAGAACGACAGGUCCGGAAGUUUGAGGCAAGCCUCUUUGUGUGCAUACGCACUAUGUGCAUUCAAACUGCAUAGCAAUUACAACGCAAUAAAAAUGGAAGCAAAUUAAUUUGCUACUCCACGAACCCAGUGAAGGUUAAAUCGUGCAAAGUAGCUGCGCUUGUGUUGAACAUUGUUUCUUUUCAUGCAGUUAAUUUUCCCACCCUC
Messenger RNA from Hyposmocoma kahamanoa, 2930 nucleotides. RefSeq lists its product as uncharacterized. NCBI's taxonomy places the organism in Eukaryota, Metazoa, Arthropoda, Insecta, Lepidoptera, Cosmopterigidae. The record is from RefSeq and is a predicted model, not a curated record. Bases 18 to 659 code for a protein of 213 amino acids. The transcript is spliced from 5 exons.